Lodderomyces orthopsilosis Co 90-125 is the source of this 4950-nucleotide messenger RNA. It is a transcript of the gene PLD1, whose product is annotated as phospholipase D. Gene Ontology annotation, biological process: intracellular signal transduction; cell motility; phosphatidic acid biosynthetic process. NCBI's taxonomy places the organism in Eukaryota, Fungi, Ascomycota, Pichiomycetes, Serinales, Debaryomycetaceae. Bases 1 to 4950 code for a protein of 1649 amino acids. The record is from RefSeq and is a predicted model, not a curated record. Gene Ontology annotation, molecular function: D-type glycerophospholipase activity. The transcript has a single exon.
AUGCCCACUUUAGACAGCUCGGGGCAUGAUCAACCUGAAGCUGUGUCUGAUAGUACCCCCGAUUUAAAUAAUUCGGUGCAAAACAAUGUACCCACAUCGAGAGAACUGCCUGAUAUUAGACAGUUGUAUCGGUCAUUAUCUGGAGAAUCUCAAAACCAAAGCUCAACAAGUGUCAAACGAGCAAGCAACAAGAGUCCAUUAUACUCUCGGCAAAGUUCAUCUCAUAUAAUCUCGAACCCAAUAUCCUUUUUUAACCGGUGGGGUGAGGAUCCACAAGAGUCGAGAUACAGUUCAGAAGAAGAGGAAGCAGCGGAUAGAGAUGAUACCGAACAAGAAGGUGCAACUUAUGGAUCAGAAAAUCGCCCAACUAGUCACUGGAGUAACCAACCGGAUGAGAGUUACCAGAAUGAGCCUACAUCACCCCAAUCACGGCGUCCUUCCGCUAUACAAAACUUUACCAAAUUUGUUUCUAGAUCGAAUCGUGAUGGACAGAUUGAACCGAAAAGAAAGAGAAAAGACAAACACCAGAGACCGGGAUCUCAAAUGGGAGAGCAGAAUUAUUCCUACACAAAUACCGAUUUGAGAGCACAAAGGCUUAUAAAUUCAUUUAUCAUCAAUGGACCAUCGCUAGGCAUCAUGGCAUCCUGCUUGUUUGUGGAUGAGGGUGGAAUAGCUAGGGCUCCUUUGUUGUUCUCCCUAUUAGGCUUCAACAUUGUUGACAUUUCGUCAAGUGAGUUCACCAAGAACAGAAACUUUCGUAUUGACUUGGAGUAUGGUGUUGGUGAUAAAAGUAUGAAAUGGAGUAUUGAAAGAACAAUUACUGACUUGUUCUACUUGCAUUCCCGUUGUAAAAUUGAUAAUUGGAAAACUGUUUUUGGCACUAAAACCAAAUUGCCAAAGUUUCCCAUACCUUCCUUUAAAGACAGAAGAAAAAAGACAAAGGUGUCUGAUACUGCGUCGCAGAUUAAUAGUGUCCUUCAUGGGGACGCGGACAAUCAAUCAAUAAUGAGUACACAGUCGGGUCUUUCAAGAAUGCGACUGCGAUUGGGAAGUUUGACGUCGGCUAUAUCUCGUGAGCAUGUACCAAAGGAAAGUAGAUCCGACUACGUUUUGAAACUUCGUAGGAAAAAUGGAGAAUAUUUAAAGCAAAUGGAAGAUUACUUGAAAGAGCUUAUUGAGUUUGUUGCCUUGACUCCUUUAUCCAAUUACGUGUUUAUGUUUUUUGAAAUCUCACCAAUCUCCUCAUUAUUGAAUUAUGAGGGUUCUUUUCAAGGAAAGCAAGGCUCUAUUCAUAUUAGCUCUUCAGCAAAAUCGCAAGGAUGGAGAGUUGGACAUUUCAAAGCAAACGAUUUGAAAGGCAUGUACGAUAGACGAACAGAGAAGUGGAUGCUCGUUAGAAACAGCUAUGUCGUGUACGUUUCAGAUAUAAACUCAACAACUCCAUUGGAUGUAUUCUUGGUCGACUCAAAUUUCAAAAUUCACACUAAAAACAAUGUGGUAAAAGAUGAUGAUGAAAAUGUCGACUUUGACGAAAAUGAGGCUGGUAAAAAUGUACGUCAUCACGCUAAAAUCUUUCCCCAUUUGAAAAUUGUUUUGGAGAACAGGGAAAGAAAAUUGGUAUUAAAUCCCAAAUCCUCAAGGGAACAUAAAGCAUGGUUGGAGUCAUUUCGUCAAAUGCAACACAACACUGAAUGGGGAGUGAGACAUCGUUUUGAUUCUUUUGCGCCAAUUAGACAAAAUUGUUUUGCACAAUGGUUCGUCGAUGGUAGAGAUUACUUUUGGGCAGUUUCUGCUGCUAUCGAAAUGGCAAAGGAAACAAUUUACAUUCAUGACUGGUGGUUAUCCCCAGAGCUUUACCUAAGAAGACCUGCAUUAGGUAAUCAACAAUAUAGAAUUGAUAGGUUAUUGCAAAGGAAGGCAAGAGAGGGCGUUAAAAUCUUUGUCAUUGUGUAUCGAAAUGUUGGUACUACAGUUGCUACAGACUCACUAUAUACAAAGCACUCUUUGUUGUGGCUCAAUGAGGAAAACAUUCAUGUAAUUAGAUCUCCCAAUCAGCUUUUGCAAAACACAUUCUUUUGGGCCCAUCAUGAAAAGUUGUGUAUUGUGGAUCUGACAUAUGCAUUUUUAGGAGGGAUAGAUUUAUGCUAUGGUAGGUAUGAUACUGCUGACCAUGUUUUAGCAGACGAUUCGCCCGAAGAUUUCGAACAAUUUGGAGCAGAUGACUAUGCCACAGUUGCUGACUUGGAGAACUUUCAGGUAUUUAUGGGUAAAGAUUACUCCAAUCCUAGAGUCAAAGAUUUCUUCGACUUGGACAAGCCUUAUAAAUCCAUGUACAACAGGCAAACUACCCCAAGGAUGCCUUGGCAUGACAUACAUAUGAUGACUUAUGGAAAAGUUGCAAGGGACUUAUCACGUCAUUUUGUGCAACGAUGGAAUUACUUAAUCAGACAAAAGAGGCCCAGCAGACUUACUCCUUUAUUAUUACCACCACCAGAUUUCACUGACGAGGAAGCACGCAAUGCUGGAUAUAGUGGUACAUGUGAGGUGCAGCUAUUAAGGUCAUCCGGCAAAUGGUCUUUGGGCCUUGAAGAGCAUGAGCAAAGUAUACAAAAUGCGUAUUUGAAAUUAAUAGAGACUUCAGAGCACUUUGUUUACAUUGAGAAUCAAUUUUUUGUUACUUCGUGUUUCAUUGAUGGUGUGGAAAUUAAAAAUAGAAUUGGAGAUGCUUUAGUUGAAAGAAUAAUCCGUGCACACCAAGAAGGUUCGAUCUGGAAGGCAAUAAUUGUCAUCCCUUUGAUGCCAGGUUUUGAAGCUCAAGUUGAUGAAGCAGAGGGGUCAUCUGUUCGAGUGAUAAUGCAAUGUCAAUUCAUGUCAAUAUCCCGAGGUGAGACCUCAAUUUUUGCUAAGUUGAGAAAAAAAGGCAUCAAUCCAGAUGAUUACAUUCAAUUCUUCUCUUUAAGAAAGUGGGGCAGAAUAGGUCCACAACGUACUUUGGUGACAGAACAACUAUACAUACAUGCCAAAUGUAUGAUUGUAGAUGAUCGAUCGGUGAUUAUAGGAAGUGCUAAUAUCAAUGAAAGAUCCAUGCGUGGGGUGCGAGAUUCUGAAGUAGCAGCAGUUGUCAGGGAUACUGAAAUGAUUUCCACUCGUAUGAACGGAGUGCCCUACAAGGCCGCAAGAUUUGCUCACACUUUGAGAAUGAGAUUGAUGAGAGAGCACCUAGGAGUCAAUAUUGAUAUUUUGGACACAGUCGAAAGGCGCUUCAAAAGGUUUGAAGAAUUUGCAAAAACCGAAAAGGGGUUGAAGUUUGCAACCAACAAGUUCCGACAUAAGAGCUAUCUUAUUAAUUCAGCUAUGGUUGAAAUAGCUUCCAGAGAUGUGUUGAAUGAGAAGGAAGGAACCAGAAGAUGGAAAGAUCACAUCAAUAUUUCGAACUUGGAGGAAACCGUGGCUGAGGUUAAUUAUGAGGAGGAAGUUGCUGAUGCACCAAAGCCACUAGACUUGCCAACAAUGUUCAAUUAUCGAACAGGUCCAAAAGAAGCCAAUAUGGGAGUGCGUGACAAGAAAAAGAAGUCCUAUGAUAACCGUGUGCAGCAUAGUGACCAACACAAAGAGGACGUUCGUGGUUAUGGUUUAGAUAAAUACCAGUCAGAAUUUGCUAAAAGUGCUCGCUUAUCGAGUAGUAAGUUCUUACAAGAGAAAUCACUUCAGGUGAUGGAGUCGGGCUUGCCAAGGAACAGCUUUUUGCCCCUGUAUGAGGAUGUGCUCGAGUUUUUGAAUUGUGACGAUGACUUAGUUGCUGCAAACAAUGACGAAGAAUCUGAACAACUAAUCAACGAACGAAAUCAGGAACGAUGGAUCUUGUUGAAAAAGGUGUCGUAUUUACAAAGAGUAGCAGCAAAUGAGAUGAAGUAUAUCGCUGCAGAAAACAAAAAACGUGCUAGCGCCGGAUUGUCACCAUUAAAACCAUCAAAUGAUAUGAACGGGACUCUAACGGAGGUUGAUGAAUCAACCACGGACGAAAAACCAAGUCCUGAAGAAGCAAUGCGAAGUGGCUUCCAAGCCGGCUCUCCAGUCUCAUGCAGUGACCAAGAGAUCAAGGACAUCCUUGAUACAAUAUCUUCUCCUGAUGCCGAAUGUGCCAAUUCGUUCAUAGAUCCUUACGGGUUUGAGGAUCCGUUGGAGCCUGAAUUUUAUGAACUAUUGUGGUUCGAAAUUGCUAGAAAAAAUACUGAUAUCUUCCGAAUGGUGUUUCAUUGCCAGCCUGACGAUGCUGUAGCUCGAUGGUCUGACUAUACGAACUUUUCUAAGUUGCAAAGCAAGUUCAUGAAGGGUCAAACUGUAGCGAGAGAGCCGGCUUCUACUUCUAAGCCAGAAACGAGUGAACUAAGUGAGGAUAUUUUACACCUAGGAAAUAAUAACGAACAAACCACUGAUGGUUUGGGAGAGGAUAUUGGAGUCUUGGGACGAGUACCUCCAGAGAAAAAAGAGAUGGUAGAUCUAGCUGAGCAUGAAAGUAAGAGGCGUCACAAGUUAGCCAGAAAAUUUAGCUCCGUACCUGGCAUUCUGGAUAUAAAUGGAAAAGAAAAAAAUCAUAAUGAUGAGCUUGAUGACGAUGGAAAGAGUCCUGUAGUGGAUGAAAAUGAAUCUCGCGAAGAUGUGGAACAAGAUACGACGGAGGAGUCACCAACGCACGGAUCGGCAAGAAAAGAUAAUGGAGCUUCUAAAACUCAUGAAAGAUAUCGCAAGAAUAGAGCUACAAAUUUUGCAACACGCAGACGAAUGUUGUCAGGAGAGUUAAUUUAUGACAAAGAAACAGCUGAAAAGUUGUUGGGUAACAUCAAAGGGCAUUUAGUACUAUUCCCUGUGCAAUGGCUUGAUGUCGAGUUGGAAAAUGAUAAUUGGUUCUACAAUACUGAUAGAAUUCCACCAAUGGAAAUCUACGACUAG